AUGGGGGACUACAACGAUGCCUUCAUGCGCAACCAAAACGCCGCCGUACAGGCCCGUACGAAGGCUCAGAACCGAGCCAAUGUUAUGCAACUCAAGCUGAUUGGCCAAAGUCAUCCCACCGGUUUAACAAAUAAUCUUUUAAAGCUCUUUGAGCCUCGGCCUCCUUUGGAAUACAAACCACCUCCAGAAAAGAGAAAAUGCCCGCCAUAUACGGGGAUGGCACAAUUUGUCAAUGGCUUCGCCAAGCCGGGCGAUCCUGAUUAUGCUCCACCUGUCCCGGAGGCUGAAACUCCUGCACAAAGAAGGGCAAGGAUACACAAGUUACGACUGGAGGAGGGUGCGAAAAAGGCUGUUGAGGAGCUUGAGAAAUAUGAUCCAAAUAGCGAUCCAAAUGUUUCGGGAGAUCCCUACAAGACAUUAUUUAUUGCUAGGCUUAACUAUGAGACAACCGAGAGCAGAAUCAAAAGGGAGUUUGAGGCGUAUGGGCCUAUCAAGCGGGUUCGCUUGAUUACAGAUAAAGAAACUAAUAAACCCAAGGGCUAUGCAUUCAUCGAGUACAUGCAUACUCGAGAUAUGAAAGCUGCAUAUAAACAAGCUGAUGGGAAGAAACUUGACAACAAAAGGGUGCUUGUGGAUGUUGAACGUGGUAGAACUGUUCCAAACUGGCGACCUCGCAGACUGGGUGGUGGACUGGGAACAACCAGGGUAGGAGGCGAAGAAGUUAAUCAGAGGCAUUCUGGGAGAGAGCAACAGCAGUCAGGACCACCACGGUCUGAGGAGCCUAGGAUACGAGAUGAUCAAAGCAGGGAUAGGGAAAAAUCCCGUGAACGGGGAAGGGAGAGAGAAAGGGAACGGGAAAAAUCUCGUGAACGCUCUCAUGACAAGCCAAAGGAUCGUGAUCACAGGGAUGAUAGGCUCCACAGAGAUCGGGAUAAGAACAGGGACAGGGACAGGGGUAGGGACAGAGACCGGGGUCGUGAUCGUGAUAGAGCACGUGAUCGAGAUCGUGGACGGGAGCGAGAUAGAGAUCGGGACCGGGACCCUGAUCGCCAUCGCGACAGGGAGAGGGAUAAAGAUAGGGAUUCUGAAGUGGUUGACGCUGAUUAUGAUCGCGGACGUUCCCGUGAUAGAGAGUAUGAUUAUGACCGUGUUGAAUCAAAACAUGAGAGUGGUCGGCAUGGUGGUAGAGAUAGGAACGUUGAUGAUGUGCCUGAGGAUGAUCAGGGAUGGUAUGAACAGCCUGAGCAUGGGCAUAGGCGUAAAGAAGCAGAGCAUGACCGUGGACAUUACGAGUAUUAUGAACACCACGAAGGCCGGGGACAGUAUGAUAUACCUGAUGGACAGGGUGAUAAUGAUCGUUAUGGACAUUCUGAUCGUGACCAUGAUCAAUACGAUCAAAUGGAAGAGGACGGUUAUGGUGAUGAUCGAGCAAAAUCUGAACCACAGGAAAAGGAUCGUGAGUACCGGCGUUCAGAUAGGUCCCUUUCUCGUGAGUAUUGA
This is a messenger RNA of Ilex paraguariensis (yerba mate), 1500 nucleotides long. NCBI's taxonomy places the organism in Eukaryota, Viridiplantae, Streptophyta, Magnoliopsida, Aquifoliales, Aquifoliaceae. The record is from the annotation of a GenBank genome assembly.